UCUCCAAACACCAAAUUGCCACGCCCCCCAAAAAUUCUUGAUUCUUGUCUUGAUUCUUUGUUGCCGAUGCCAGCAGGCUGUUAUUUUUGCAGUGUAAAUACCGCAUAAACUUCACAGAAAUUUUCUGUCCCAUCAACUAUGGCAGCCUUUGAAGAGAUGGGCGUUCUGCCUGAAAUCUCUAAGGCUGUAGAAGAAAUGGGAUGGAAUUUGCCAACAGACGUUCAGGCCGAAGCCAUUCCUCUCAUCCUAGGCGGAGGCGAUGUCUUGAUGGCUGCCGAAACUGGCAGUGGCAAAACUGGAGCAUUCUGCCUGCCAAUCGCCCAAAUUGUCUGGGAAACCCUGCGAGAUGAGCGGGAACCUAAAAAGGGCCAUGCUCACAGCGCUGCUGUUCGACCUUGGGUCCUCAGUUCAAAGGAUAGAUCUGAAAACCUGGCUGUGACUCCCGACGGCCUGCGGUGCCAGUCCAGAGAACAAAAAGUCUGGCAAGGCAGCAGAGCCACAACAGGAGUUUACGGCAGUGGUCGCUACUACUUUGAAGCGACCGUAAUGGAUGAAGGGUUGUGCCGUGUUGGUUGGUCAACUGAAGCUGCCAAAUUGGAUCUUGGUACUGAUAUGUAUGGAUUUGGCUUCGGGGGCACUGGAAAAAAAUCAAAUAACAGCCAAUUCGACAAUUACGGAACUGCCUUUGGGAAGAAUGACAUCAUUGGAUGUUGGAUUGAUUUUGAUAACCUCACAAUUGGAUUUUCUAAGAAUGGAGAGGACUUUGGAGUUGCAUUUAAAAUAUCAGGGCACAUCGUAAAAUCGUCCACUUUCUUCCCAGCAGUUGUGCUGAAAAAUGCAGAGAUGAGCUUUAAUUUUGGGACGAGCCCUCUCAAGCAUCUGAAAAGUGGAUUUACUCCAGCUAGUCAGGCAAAGUCUUGUCGAGAUAAUUCCAAUGAGUCUGGUGUUGUCAAGCUGGCCAAAAGGCAGAAUCAUGAACCAUUGGCUCUGGUUUUAGAGCCAUCCAGAGAAUUAGCUGAGCAAACCAAGCGCCAGCUUGAACUUUUCACCAAGAAAUUAGCAAGCCCCAGUAUUUCUACUGUCCUGGUGGUAGGUGGCUAUUCUCCCAAGGCUCAGCUGGACGAAAUCAAUUGUGGGGUUGAUAUUUUGGUGGCAACCCCAGGCCGGCUCGAAGACUUUAUUAUGAAUGGGCAAGUUGGUCUAUCUCACUGCCGAUUCUUUGUUCUCGACGAAGCUGACGGCUUGCUGAAACAGGGUCAGGCGAGGAACUUGGACAACAUGCACACGCAAAUCCCAAAGAUGACAUCCGAUGGAAGGCGUUUGCAAAUGAUUGUCUGCUCUGCCACUUUGCACGACUUUGACGUAAAGAAGCUGGCAGACCGACUCAUGCAUUUUCCAACUUGGGUAGACCUGAAAGGAGAAGAUUCUGUUCCUGACACAGUUCAUCAUGUUGUGGUCAAAGUUGACCCCAAAACAGAUCAGUCUUGGCAGAAUUCCGGCCCUCACAUCACAACGGACGGAGUUCAUUACGCAAAGAAUAACAACGAAGAUGAAAUUUGGUCCGAACGAGUGAAGACGCUGAAAGGGCUCUACUGUGUGAAUGCCAUUGAAAGUCUAAAAAUGAAUCGAGCCAUCAUCUUCUGCCGAACUAAGCUUGAUUGCGACAACCUGGAAAACUAUUUGAAUUUGAGGGGAAAGAAAGCUCCUAGUGAUAAUCUGUCUAAGGCGCCUCCAUUUUCUUGCGUCUGUCUACACUCCGACCGCAAUGCAGAGGAGAGGAACUCAAACCUGCAGGCGUUCAAGGAUGAGAAGGUUCGCUUUUUGAUUUGCACUGACGUUGCUGCUAGAGGAAUUGAUAUAAGAGGACUGCCAUUUAUGAUCAACAUGACUCUGCCUGAUGACAAAACAAACUAUGUACAUCGCAUUGGUAGGGUUGGCCGAGCAGAGCGAAUGGGUCUUGCAGUGUCCUUGGUCGCCACCUGCAGAGAAAAGGUCUGGUUCCAUGGGCAGUGGUGCAAAAAGAGAGGAAAAAACUGCUACGACACCAAUAAGUGCUGCAUUUGGCAAGACGAGAUGCAGUAUCUGGGAGAUAUUGAGGAUCACCUGAAACUAACUAUUCCCCAAGUGGACAAAGAAAUGAAUGUGCCUAUGAAUGAAUUUGAUGGGAAAGUUACUUAUGGAGAGAAAAGAGUAAACAAAGGAACUGGAUACAAAGAUCACGUAGCAAUGAUGGCGCCUGCUGUCCAAGAACUGGCAUAUUUGGAACGGCAAGCUCAAAUUAUGUUCCUUAAUAGUCACAAAGUGAAGGCUAAGUAGAAUACAAAGUAUGAUGUAGUCAACUUCUCUUGAUUUUCCUAUUGCAAAUUAGUACUGUGAAACUGAUAAAACCAUUAAAAACAUAUAAUUAUUGGUUUCUUCCAAAAAAUUACAAAUUAAAUCUUUUUCUAAGUUUUGAACUCUUUAUUUUAUU
Neocloeon triangulifer is the source of this 2470-nucleotide messenger RNA. It is a transcript of the gene Ddx1, whose product is annotated as ATP-dependent RNA helicase Ddx1. Lineage: Eukaryota; Metazoa; Arthropoda; Insecta; Ephemeroptera; Baetidae. Gene Ontology annotation, molecular function: nucleic acid binding; protein binding; ATP binding. The record is from RefSeq and is a predicted model, not a curated record. Bases 139 to 2316 code for a protein of 725 amino acids. The transcript has 10 exons.